AUGGGUUUUGACGUGGAAAGGUUAUUAGAGCCAGUGGACGACGAUUUGAAAUGUGGAAUAUGUUUUGGCGUUCUAGAAGAACCCUUAGCUACCCCAUGUGGACAUGUGUUCUGUGCCCAGUGUUUGGUUCGAUGGGCAGCAGAGAGCGGCUACUGUCCUCAUACAUGUGAGCAGAUUUCUGUUGACGAUCUCAAGAAGAUUCUGCCACUAAGUUACCUUAUCGCAAAGCAAAAUAUUCGAUGUGAAAAUUUUCGCCGAGGUUGCCCAGCCAUUUUAAAAGUAGAGGAUAUUCACUCGCAUCUUUUAAAAUGCCAAUACGUGAAGGAAAAUUCUUCCGGAGGCAGAAUUAUGGAACGCAACAAAGCGAACUCCCCGGAAGCUCGCGAAUUUACGCGAGUAGUAGUAUGUGAAAAUGGCUGCGGGUUGCCGCUGCUCUAUCAGGAUUCCAACGCACACGACUGCAUCAAAGCCCUUCAAGCGCAGGUCGCUUCGCUCCAAAUGAAAUUGACAAGGGCGGAGCAGGAGAAGGAAUUGGCCUGUGAAAGAAUAGCCAACAGGGAAGAGGUUUUUCAGGACCGAAUUUUAAAUCUGGAGAAUGAGUUACACAGCUACCAGAUUCAAGUGCUAAAUUUCGAAAGGCAAUUAAAGGAAUACCGAUCUCAAGUAGGAUUUUUACAGAAGCAUACAGACGAUGAAGCCGAUCAGGUAGGUGAUUUAUGAAUGAGCUGUGUAGCUUAGUGUUUAGUUGAUUAUGUUUUGUUCCAACUGAGCGCGCAUACAGACGCAGUGAUAUGUUUGAUUUGGGAACCAAACCGCAGAAUAGCUUGUAUGUUUUGAAGGUGCAGUGAGCUAGCUAGAUCAAUACCCGGAUCGUUUUGAUCAAUUAGUAGGCUCUGUGGGGUCCACAGAGGUAGUGAUUCCUCUAGAGGCCUAAGGCCCCUUACAACAAACGCCUCUCUCUGUCUCUCUCGAAACGCGGAUUUUUUAGAGAGUUAUUUUAGCUGGAGUUUGCUUCCAACUAUAACCUACUGAGUACUCAGUCUUAUACACUCUUAACGCACGUCGCCUAUUAAGCUAAACAAUAGCUUGCGCCAUGGACUGUGAAAGUAGUUUCGCUCGAAUUUAUCCAUUAUAACCGACACCCGACUGUUUUUCUAGCCAAGGUGAGCGACACUUUAUUAAGUUGUAAGUAAACAGACACAAGCGAAUUUAUACGUUUUCUAUGUGUUUUUGAUUACCGCUGCCAAUCGGUUGACUUUCAUAUAUCCUUUGACUUGCAGGCCGCCGAAGAAAUAGAAGUCGAAGUGUCUUUAUCCAGAGUGGACGGAUCUCUCGGUUUCAAUAUUAUGGGGGGCGCAGAGGUAUUAUAUUUUGUAAUGGUUUCUUGGUUAUUCUAGACAGCCCUGAUGCUCUGAAUCGUCACUUGGUUGAGAAUUUCGUUCGCGUCGCGCAAGUAAUCUCUUUGUUCGCGCGGUACGUGACACGAUCCGUCUUAAAAAUCUUGCUCUCAUUCUUUCGUCUGCUUCUUUGUUUUCUUUACAACUAGCCCGAAAUUUAUUCUGGCGGAGAACGCGACUUGCACAGGCAUGUGGUGCGAGAUUUGUUAGAAGAUUAUCACAUAACUAAAACCUUAUCAAACUCUAAUAAUUUUGUUAUCACGUCUAGUGAAACUCUGGGCGAUCUGACUGGUAUUGUGGCGAUUGAUAAGUAGGGUCCUUUAAGAAAGUUCCUCAGAAAAUGAACUCCUCUUUGUUUUGUUUUUGAAAGAGUGUACUCAUAAACACGGUUGGAUACCGAUGUAGUGAAAUAAAUGAGUGCACUUUUGUCUGUUUUCAAAUAUACUACGUUGUAAACCGCCGCGCGCGUUCCGUCGCGUUUCGCUUUCAUCGCGCGGAAACUUUGGAUUUCGAUACCCACGCAUUCCUUCUCAACAGCUACAGAAUUCUGCGCGUCUUUGUUUUGUAACAAACACUUCACUUUUCGCCGUUUUUAUUAUCAGGUCGGAAACAGUUCAGUUGGUGGUGGUAUUGUGGUUUCUAAAAUAGCAGACGGCGGACCGGCCUCGAAAGAAGAAGGACUUAAAGUUCAUGACAGAAUAUUGAAGGUAAGACCUGCUCCUGUAUUUGUCUUAACACCCAAACAAAGCCAUUCUCGCGCGCGUGUAUUACAGUAAAAUGUACAAGAUCUCUUUCAUCAUUUGCAUGACACCGUCGGUGACACGCAUAUCUUUAGAGAGCCGCUCGUGAUAUUAAAUUCAUCUUUUGUCUCGCUAACCGACUUUAUAUACACGCUUCAGUGGUGGGUUGUUCAGUUUAUGAAGCCUUCAUUGCUAAAGAGCUGGCCCUAAAAGGAUUUAUUUACAGAGAAUUGGUCGUAAUUUAGCUCAGCGUAUUAAAUAUUUUGUACGUUUCCGACUGUCAGCUUCGGAUUAAUGAACUAACUAACAAACCAUAUGCUUCCGUUGCUAAAGGAGAGACACUUUACUAGCUUGAUUACCACUUGUAAACAAAUUUGGCUUGCCUUUACUUAUACCACGUUAUCUUAAGGGGAAUUGGAUUUUACCACUCAGAGCUUUGCGCUAACGCGAAAACAGAUAACUCACGACAUUUUAAUUGCUCAAACAAAGACGGCUUCCCAUGGCGAACUGAAUUGAAAACCUCAAAGCCUUUUCUCUGACACCGUCGUGUUUAUUUUUCGCUUCAAGGACUCGUUUGAUGUUUGAAUAUGUCCCACCACGUGGUCUAUGUAUAAUUCGGGCGCUCUCGCGGCGAUCUUUAGUCUCCUGUUUGUUUAGCAUGCUGUACGUUCAACAGUUCAAAAUAGAUCAAGUAUUUGGCCUCGCUUGUUCCGCAGACCUCAUGUGAAAUGUCAAUCUUUUCUCCGCAGUUGGAAACCACUGCCCUGUCACGCGAGAUUCUUGAGUUCUCGCUGCGAUAAGAAAAGAAAGAGACCAGUUUGCUUUUGUGAGUUUCUUUGCCCACCUGCGCGAGCAAAAAUAAAUUAUACAAACCAGGAUGUAUUGUGUAGGCAUAGUCCAGGCUCUCGCUGUGUUUUACAAAAGGCGUUUAUCGGAAAUUGAUCUGUUAGUUGAACAAUAUACAGACUGAAGUUUAGGUUUUUCAGAAUAUUAGCAGGCAACCAAGAAUUGACAACAAUGCACCAACAAACUUCCCGUAGCCAAAGGCGAGACAAAAGUUUGUAGAUUUGUGGAACGAAGAGACAGUAGUCUAAAUGAAUUAUUUAUUUUUGUCUUCUCGCACAGCCCGUUGUCUUGUUGUGUUGCCUUCCAGACAAACAAAAAUUUGCGAAUGUAAUUCACGGAAAUAUGAAAGAAAAUCCUUUUGAAAGAUAUUUGAACUUUUCAGCUUCUAGGGUCAAAAACGGCUUACAUAAUACGCGCGUAACCGCGAUGGUAAAAUCUCUUUAAUAUUUCCCCCAUACCUUUCAACUGCAAAAGGGCACGUCUGUAAUCCUUCAUCAGCAAUUCAAGUAUGGUUUCUAAGGUUUCAUAAAAUCUCGUAAGAUAUCAGUAUGCUUGUCCGCAAAAGAAUCUUAAACAUGUAGCUUCUCAUGAGCUGGAAAUUCGUCUGACUUCUGGCUACGCGCUUAUGUAACCCCUCAAUGGACAAGUUAUUUCUUCGAGUAAAGUAUGAAACUUUGACGGUAAAUAUUAGCUUGCUACUUUUCUGCUGAAAAAUAAUGAUAUUUCGCCGGGGAAAAAUAGUGCAGAGCCAACAUGUAGAUUUUUAUUGGUAGCCGUAUCACAUCGCUUGGUGAAAAACCCGGGUGGAGGAAUCUUUCAUCGCUAGUCUCUUGUAUCAAAUGCCGAUUUCCUGUUCUCUGUCCAAUGUUAUGAUAGACAUUGUAGAAAGACACUUCGUAAGUAUUUUGAUAUAGCGUUACAACAUUAGGAAAAUGAACGACAGAAUUAACAUCAAACAAUAAAUCUCCUUCUCUUUGACCUUCAAAGGUCGCCUUGUAAUUUCACGGCUUUUACAUAGAUCACUAUCGCUCCUUUUACGUGCUUACUAUAGUAUAAAAGCUAUAUCUCAAUACAUGACCUCGAUCAAAGAACCCAUUUAAAGUCGUAAAGUGACUUGUUUGUAACAUUUCAGAUAUAUUGAUUCGGCGUUAAAAUUUCCUUUUGGGUGCCGAAGUUUUGGCUUCGCAAAGUCUAAGAGUCUAGGUUAGCUGAUUAUUUUCUUUAAUUCAUGAUAUUUCGGUCGAUUUACGUUUUUAAGAGGUAUUGUGUCAGCGUGGGUUCUAGAAAAACCAUUUCCUCAAUUCCUCGGAUCUCAGUUCCAAAACAAUUAUCAAAAACCCAUCAAAAGCUCUUCCGUUCGAAGAAGAUUAAUCGUCAGUCACUGACAAGUGGCUGAAAGUGUGUUCAGCCAAAUUUAAAUAUUGUUCUCUUUCCGUAACAUUUUUAAUUGACCUUUGAAUUUUCGAUACAGCCAUACGCUGUUUUGUAACUACAGGACCUGUUAAUCCUUAAAAGCUUAGCUUUUGUUAUAUUCUUUGCAUGAGAAAAUAAUCGCGGCAGUAUUUGUUGAUAGUUUUGUGAGGUGUAAUCUAGAUUAAAGCCGGUAGAAAAACUAUGAGUGGUACAUUCAUUAGAAUAUGUACAAAAAAUAGAAUUGAGGGAAAACUAGAAUAACUUUUUUGUGAACAACGAAAAUAAAAUUUUCCGCAUAUUCUAAAGAAUAUUUCCCAUUAUUAGCGAUUUUCUCAGCAUGACAACGUUGUCAAAUAAAUAAAAUAUUUGUCUUAGUAAUAUUUGAAGAAACAAGGUGUUUCGUAUGCUAAGAGUGAUUAAGAAUUCCCUGCUGUUCGUUAAAAAGGUGUUUUAUCGAAAUAUUGUGUGGUUUUUCCUUAAUACAAAAGAAAGGACGCAAAGUUUGAACUUUGACGUGAUUUCAGGGACAAAAAGGAAUUUGAUAAAAUCGCGUUUAUGUGUUAUAAACAGUAAAAGUAUACCGGACAGCAGCAGAUUAAAAAAAGAUAAAUAUAGGCCUGAACAUUGAAAAGCCUGGAAAUAACAAGCGCAUUUCAUGUAUUAGUAAUGUAGAACUCUAUUAACUGAACGAAAAUUCCUUGAAGUUUAGUCGAGUCAUCAAAGGAUUUACCAAGUUCCCUUGUAUAAGUUAUUCAGUAUUUUAGUGAAUACUUUUUAGUGACAAUUCGAAAAGGGAGAAUGGUCUUUUUAGAAUUUAACCGAAAAGACUUGAAGCCGUUUAAAUUACAAUAGCUAAAAUGCAGCUUAAUGUUGGUGCGAUGAAAGGCUGUUCGACUCAUUAAGUGACGGUAAGUGAAAAUCACUUUUCUAAAAUGCUAAACAAGACAGCGACAUUAAGAUAUAGAAAUACGUAGCCGACUGGCUCCUUCUCGCGCAGUUGAUUACUUAAAGCAUAAGCCGGCUGAUAAGUGAUUAUCUCUUGUCUGAGAAGGAAAAAAAAACUGUUAAUUUUUCCCGAAUUAACGAAUGAACCAUUUUCUAAUUCCGCCUAACGAACUAGUAGCAAUUCAUAAAUAUUUUUCCCAUUUAAAAUUCAUUUGGCCGGUCAUGCUUUAAAAAGGCAGAAGUUAUCAAAUUUUCAACUAAGUGUACUAAAUUGGAUUUAAAGAAACACAAAGCAAGAAACCGUUUUACAUUAUUUAUUGUUUUUGUAUACCCACGGCAGGUGUUUGUCUACAAACGGUAAUGAAUUUAGACAAACCGAAACAUUCUUAAUUUAUGCUAUUUCCCUACGAACUACUUUUCAAGAUUAUUUUAUACCAAAGAUAUAAAUAUCCAGAACUAAAGCCGAUAAAAUAUACAAGUCGAAAAUUAUAAUUAACGCGCAUAAUGCGGCGUUUUAUCGCAUAGUUUUGACUGCCCGUUGAGUAGAUAAAUCUGGUGCAGUGAGUGAUACAGGGUCCGAUUUUCACGGCGGCUCCAAAAACUAAAAUGUAUUUGUUGUCACCAUGUUUACGGCAAAUUUUCUACUGAACAGGAUAUUUAACUCUUUUGAACUGUUUUCUGAAAAAAAAACCUAUGAAAAUAAAUUUGAUUCAUUUGUCAUGCCGUACAAAAAUACAUUCAUUAGCAUUGUUGAAUUGCGGAAAGUCAUUCAGCAUCCUUUAUGAUAAAUAUUAUUUUUGAUUUUGUUUCCAAGAAACUAACUCUCUUAAAUUUAAUGCUAAAAAAACUUAUUAAAAACCCUGACGUCUCUCUUGUAUAUUACUAUACUUCUUAUUUUUACGUACAAUGAAAAAUUUUUGUUGGAUACAUUUUAAAGGAAGAUCGCAUGCUAACAUGUUAAUUAAUAAAGAACCAUCCAUUAGGUCGUGAUACCAACCUCAUAAUAGACAGAAAAAUAUUGACAUAAGUUUCAUAUUAUCCACUCGUUUCUCUCUCGUUAGUGGUAAAUAUUAUCAAUGUUUUUCAAAGUAGGACUUUCAAAGUCACGGAAAGUGUGUGAGAUAUAUAUUUUAAGAUAUCGCGGUAAAGUGUCCCCGAAAGUAUCGUCUAGGCUGAUUAUUACGAAAGGUGAGUGAAUUCAAACUUGAGCAAAACUUUACGAAUUGAAAUUCAUCGUGGUUUGUUUGCAGCAAAAAUGUACAGAUUUUAAUUAUUUUCCCCGGAAGAUCUAAUGGUCACCAAUAUGUAAUGAAACUAUUUUGGUAGCGAACGUAUCCAAUAUCUUCUAAGUUCAAGGUAAAAAAAAUAAUAAAAUAAAAUACGCUAAAUAUAAAAGUUCAGGAACAAAACAUAUCACUAACUGUUUGGGAUUUGCAAAAGUAAUUUGAUUAUUUUAAACCGAUUUUUUUUCAAUAUCUAUAAGGCGCACUUUUCCUUGUAGGAUUUCAGGGACUAAUUUGGUCAAAUUGAGAAAAUCCUUUCAAAGGUAUCUGACUGAUUCCCACGCAAUAUUGCAAAAGGGGAUAUUUUUAAUGUUAUCAGAGAAAAGAUUGGCUUGACCGCGGUUGGUCGGAGUGAAAAGCGAAAGAUAACUUUUUUAAGAUAGUACAUUUGGAAACGGUAUACCUUGUCUAGAUAAAUUUGUUUAUAUGAACUAGCUGGAAUGCCAGAGACCUACAGAAGUUGACCUUUUAAAUCGGUAUAUUUUUAAUAAUAUGGGGGGCAGCUGUAUGAUUUUACAGCGAAAAAUUUCUACCGUUUAACGUUGGUCAUAAUUAGUUGAUUGUAUUUGCCCCUAAGCGUUUUGUCAGUUCGCCAAAUGCAAAGCACUCUAUUGGUUCCUGUUUCUGGACGUUUGAAGGAUCGUCAAAAAAAACAAAAAGAGACAUCGUUGUUAAUGAUUUCACACGAGGGUUAUUCGUGCCUGUAAUGUUCAUACAAACACCUUUGAAUGGUACAUUGUAAUAAUAGUUAGCUAAAGCACAGAUUUAUAAUCAGUUUUGCGUUUUUCUUAGUGGUAUUAAGCAAACACAAAAGUUCUCAGGCAAUUCUUACGAAAAAGAUUCGAAUUCUCUGUUAAAUUGACUUUAAUGUGCUUUUGCAUUCUUUCGAUAUCGAAAAUUUUGUGCCAAUCUAUUUCGCUGAUACAAAUAACACAUGGCCUGAAGAUUUGCUUUUGUAUCUAUCACUGAAUCAUUCUACGAUUUGAAUUGCCUUUCUAAAUAGCCAAAAAUGGCAAUGUUUUUAGCAUUGAAAGGAUAACUCUAAUAAAAACAGACGUAAACUGCAUCUGGCAAAUCGAUCCUUCAACCAAGACUAAUGAUGAACGGAGCAGAUUUUCGCUUCAUUAUCAUCAGAAAGAUAUUGACGAAGGAAGUGCCAUCAGAUAGAAUUUGAAUUGUCCCUGGGAUUGUCUCGUUCAUACAGGAUGUGGUUUCAAAUAGUGAUUGAAGUUCCUGUACAAAAAGCGAUGAACCUUGAUGAUAUUUUCUUUUCGUACAUAAUUUGUUGUGGAAUCGAACCCACAGUAAAUUUCGCUCCUUAUCGCUUUUCAAAUCAUUGACCCUCACAUUCCUUAGUGUGCCAAAAAUUCCGAAUUUCAUUAAAAAAAAAUAGAAAAAGACAAAAACUCAAAGAAGACCAUGUCAAAGUACUGCUCAAGAGGUUUCAUUUGAGCGGACACACUGUUGCACUACAUGGGCCCGGCCUGCGCUCUUUCCAAAUGUAAUCACCUGCUGAAACAUGUUUAGCCCAAUAUUUAACUGCGAAUUGACUUUUCUGUCUCUCGUUUGUAAUUUGGAAGAAUAUUUCUUUACGUCUGUUUUAGGACAUCAUCGUACGAUCUUGCCAAUCUUACCACACCCCCAUUAUACUAAUGUAUGCAUUAAGCUAUUGUCUAUUUUUUUUUCUGGCACAAAAUUCGACAAAACCUCAACGCGUCAAUACAAAUGUUAUCAGUAUAUGCAGCUAAUUUUAAAAGGACGCCUAUAUUUUUGACAGAUGUACUCGUUAAUGGCUCCAUUUUAACUUCCUGGGCGGCAGUCAGUUUACAGUCGUGAUAACCUCGUAGAAAUGAUGUCUUAAACUGUAGCUCGAUUUGAGAUAAAACCCCAUUUUCUGCGCACAGCAGCUAUACUCCUGACACUAAAUAAAGGUGACAAAUCUUUCGUUGAUGAGGGAGAUUCCCACCGCUGUUAUUACCUGGCAACUGAAAAACACUUUAAUUUGUCUAGGAUGCAGCGAGUAACCCAAAUUGUUAAGAGAUGUCGUGGUAUCGAUUUCAUGAAAAUUGUUACCAUGCUGUCCCACACAGGCUGCAGAAAGUUAAAGCAAGUGUCACAAAAUGCAAUCAGAACGACUUUUCCAUAUGCUUUAAAUAAAGUAUAUUAAGACGUGUCAGAAAACGCAAAUCGUAUAUCCGUUUCUUAAGUUAUUUCAGUAGUGUAAGAAAACAGAACAGAUCCAUUUGUAAGAAGACGCUACGAAAGCGUUGUAGACGAAAUAAAGAUAGCAAAUGAACCAUUUAAUGUGAUUCAAUUUACGGGUUUGAAGGACCAAGGAGGAUGGAAUUUGCCUGGGGCUUUUUGAUUUGACAUGUGAUAAAAAGGUGCGAGAUAAGCAAGUUUUGAUAGGGCGAACAGUGUUCAUUGAUAUUUUUGAAAUUUAAAUCUUCUGAUGUUUGGAGGAGCGAACAAGAAGCUUGUAACUUAAAUAUUGAAGUUUUUGAAAAAUAAACAAACAAACAAAUAUAAACGAAACAAAGCAAAACAAGAGGAAAUAGCAAAAAAACUAUUUUGUGUCAACAUAAUUUAAUAAUAGUUUUAUUCCUUAGGUGUUAGCCUCUAGACAAUACAAAAUUUUAUCAGCUAGUAGUGUUGUGAAUCGUGCUUUCCUUUGCAAAAGCCAAAGCAAACAGCUCAACAAAUUCUGGAAACCAAUGUUGAUUUGUGAAGUUUAGGUUCCGGUCAGUGCGGAAAGAAAUCAUGUUAUCAGCUGUAGAAGAUUAAGUUGUUAACCUACUGCUUUGAUUUUGCGCCUGGCUGAUGGGGAAACAGAAAGACUUACCCUGACCAUAAUAUUUUCUUCUUAUAUUCACUUAACGAAAUGCGGUUCUUAUCAAGACGUGUAAAUUGAUAAGAACUGAUUUUGUUUUCUGGCGUCAGACUGCUGGGUAUGCUCUGCUGACUACAGAAUUUUUAUGAACUGCUACACAAAACGUCGAAAUCUUUGAAAAUCGUAAAUCACUUGUUCUUAUUUUUCUGUUCGAUGUUUUCACGUUGCAGGUCAACGGAACAGAUCUCUCAGAAGCGAGUCACGCUACAGCUGUGGAAGCUAUCAAGAGUGCCUCUGAACCGCUGCAUAUUCUGGUGAAACGCAAGCGAACCGACGUGAUACCCCUUAUGCAGUACGUCCCCGAGGUGAUCUCAUCUGGAACACAGACAGAUCUCUUCCUUUCUCAAGAAAUAGAGAGUAUGGACACGGAUAGCGGAAUACACGACAGAUACAGCCCUCGACAGGAUUUGUUGAAUCCCUUCGAGAAAUCACUUGACGACGGAACAAGUAGUUCCGAAUGCUCACGCCGUCGUUUAGAGUCAUUCUGCAGAGACGAUGUAGAAAAUCUGCGGUCGACAAGCGAGAGCUUGCCGAGCUCUGAGAACAUUGUCAGUAGUGAGCAGGGGACAUUGCCUCGAGUCACGUUCGCUGUAAAAGAUGUUAAUUACGUGGACAAUGUAGAUGAGAACUCAAACUGUAGGUUGGAAGGACAAUCGUACGUGACUGCAGUUUCUGACGAAAUAUAUUUUGACCCUGAGUUCGACUAUGAAUAUGAGGUGAGUAUUGGUUGAUUACGUCACAGUUUGACGCCUAAGAGUUCGAGAAAAUAUACUUGCCAUAACAGUAUUCUCGAAAACAAGGCGCAAGGCGUAUCAGGGGCACCCAACGUCAAUUUUCGUAAAAUAUCUGUUCGGAACAUGAUUUGAGAUCUAGAAUUUUCGGAACAUUUGUUGUGAAAUUUCUUGCUUGCCUGCCUCUCCUAGGAUUUUCGAACAUCUAAAAAAUGGUAUAAUUGCCCAGUUUAACGGAUUUUUACCCUGAAAAGGUCACCUAGAAUUUUCGGGAGCCUUUUUUCUGGCUCCCUAUAAUUUUCGGAUCACUAGACUUUCAGCUAAGAAAUCCGAACAGAUGAAAAAUUUUUAGGGGAUAAAAAUAUGCCCACAUCUACCGUUUAAAUACUAAAAUUCGUUUAACCAUCCUAUGUUUAAGUGGUUUUGAACUAUAUUCUCGAUGGGUGCCGCUGGCGCAUAGCAAAGCCUUCCUACAUCCGGUGCCCCGUUCUAAGUGGUGUAAUUAUUUGAAUGAUGCGUGAUAAUGGACUCAGAGAAAACUCCACGCCUUUAUAACCUUGACCAAGAAGUACUGUCCGUUGGCUUUCAACAGAAACAUUUCAUUGAGGGUCCCUUAACAGACAGUGGUAAAUGCCUUCUUUUCCUGCUGAUUUUACCAGGAAUUUCCGAAGGAGGGUCGAAAAGCGGUGUUGUGAAUGUACCGGUUGAUAACCAAUAUUUUGAAAAGAAUUUCAAGAGUUGAUCUUGGCCUUCUGAAGAAGGUCGCGCGUACACGUAAAAGUUGAAUCUCUCUUAACUUGCUUUUACGCGCGACCUUUCAUACGUUGCUUCUAUUUUGUCUAUUUAUUUUUGGCGCGGAAAUUUACAUGCGUGCGCAUUCGCGCGGCCUUUUAUACAUUACCUAUAUUUUAUUUCUUGCUUAACCCUAACCGUAAUUAACCCGUAGAAAAAUACGCUGCAGUGGAAAUCCACCCUUAGCAUGGCUGCCACAGAUCAGGAAAUGGUCAGGGCAAAAAUUUUCUUUUAAUGUCAGGGAAAAGUCAGGGAAAAUUCAAGUCUUGGAAAGAAGUUAGGGAAAAGGGAAAUUUUAAGAGUACAUAUUUAUUUUCUACUGUAUUUUAAAUUCUUUUGUACAUUUUACGGACACGAAUCAUGUUGUAUUGGUAGAAUAUUGUCCACGAAAUUGAACGCAUGCUGAUGUUGGGUUUUCGAGAAAAACAAUCGUUUUUGCACAUAUUGUCCAGGAACUAUAUCAAUUCAUGUACACUGAACGUGACUUGCUGAAAGCAUUAAACAAUGGCAGCGAGGGAAGGAUUAAGUCCAUUUUCGGGACCAAAUUAUAAAAUUGUUAAUUCAGUUGGUCAGGGAAAUUUUAAGUUUGUCAGGGGAAAUUCAAAGAAUUUCAGAAACCCAUGGAUGUGGCAUCCAUGUUAGGAUUGUUCAAAAGGGGUUGGGAAAAAUCUUAGAUACGCAAGACUAACGCCAAAGAGGUUUCACUUGUAUGGCAACACCAAAGGAUUUCAUCCACAGAUGCGAAAGUUAGAAUGACAAACCAUCGCACAACAACACAUGAUUUAAGUCCUGGUGUCGGCCCGAUUUGUUUUACGACCUGUCGAUCCACGUUUACUAUCCUGGCCUUUUGAACCGAAGGUCCAGUCCGCUAAUCUUUAUGUGUGUUUGUUUUGACUGAAUCCGUUCCAGGAAAUAACUCUCUGGAUAGCAAACAGUGAUCUAGGAUUAACAUUCUGUUGCGGGGAAGAAGAUGAAUCCACGGUACAUGUGUGCGAGGUAAGCUAAUUGAUUAACUGGAAAAUGAGAAAGAAAACUUUGGAUCUGGUUACGCGACCGUUUUGUACUUUAAUUACACAAAAGUACGAAGCAUUACACUCUGACCGCCAUCGUUACGUAACUGAAAGCGCUGUACUGGCAACUGUCAACAGUUUCUCUCUUUCUUCCCAUUAUGAUGGGCAAACGUUUUGUGACUGAUUCAUUGAGCAGAAAAGUUGGCUGCUUGCCUUAACCAGCUAGAGAUUCCAGGCCUUGUAUUAUGAAGAACCGUCUAGAGGCAAUUAAUGGCGACUCAAUAGAAGGCCUCGGUAUGUGUGCCUGUCGACUGUGAUCUGCGGACUAUUAUCUUGUUAGUGCCCUCAUCGGAGAUCUCUUCUGAUCACCAUAAUCUUGUUACUGAGUAAAUGUGCCUUGAUCUUGUUAGAGUCGUUCAUUUAAAAAAACCACAUCGCGAUCUUGUUUGCAUACCACCCACUGUUCUCCUUAGUCUUUGCCCAGGUAAUACAACUGAAGUCAAGACUGUUAAGACAAGACUAAAACUACCAGAUCUAUAAACCAAUAUUGUUAUUCGUCCUGACCAGGGGAAAGCGGUUACUUACAUCCCAUAACCUCGUGCAAUUUUCUAUGCCGAACAUUCCUUCAUUUUUGGCUAAUUUGGGAGGGCCUAUUCAGUUUACGUUUAAACUUUUUAUUUAAGUAAGUGCUUCCGGAAUGAAAAAAGCUUAGCCUUGCCGAAAUCGUAAUCAAUCAAUAAACCUUUCCCGCAUUCCUGUAAACAAAGGAGCGGAAUGGAGCGGAAUGCGGGAGAGGCCUAUUGAGCGUAAAUUACCGCCAGUACAUUGUUGAAGACUCUAUUUUCUAUUGUUACUUGUUAUACACUUGCUGUCUUAGUAGGUAAUGGCUGGCUUGUUUGAAACGUCCGCUGACAUAUAGGAAGUAGACACCCAUGAGCCGGCAAAAACAAAAUGUCCCUGACUUAUUAAAGUAAAUCAAGGUUAUUGUGGUCUUUUAAUGCCAAAAAAAAGGUUGUCGAAGACGUCUUUGUUCUUGACCGUUAAUCUUCCCCGACACCCUUUCGUACCUGCGGAAUCACCCUUUUUCUAGAGGAAUUCAAAACAAGACCAAAUUUGUUAUUUCUUUUGACAGAUUGAUCCCGGUUCCGUGGCAUACCUUGAUGGAAGAUUGACCCUGUGGGAUGAAGUUUUAAAGGUAUGAGAUAUUCAGUGAAGGCAUCAACUAGUUCUAAACUGUUACACGGAAAAACCCUCUUCAUACGGACACCACAGGGACAGAGCCAUGUGUCCGCAUUACAAAGGCAUCCGUAUUAUAAGGGUAGGAAUUUGGUAACCUUGGGUAUCUUGGCCAAAAAAGUCAAGAAACUGUUCGCUAUUGAGAGGUCCCUAGGUUGUGCUUAACUUCUACGCUAACUGGCAGCCACACCUUUAAAAUCUAAAUAAAAUGCGUCUGCGAAGAGCUAGACGCGGUAAAUCGGUAGAAAACCUAUAGUAGCAAGGCGAGUUCCUUUCAUACACUAAACACGAGCUGUGAGUGUUUUAACGUAGAAAUACAAUUUGAAGGCGCAGUUUCACAAACUUUAGACGCCCAAAGUGAGAAAAGUCGGAACUGCUGAACUACGCGAUACCGCUGUUUAUAAAAGGAAAUCGCGAUCGAGCCGCACUUGUUGGAGUAAUUAACGUGACUGCAACUGUUCAUUUGUUUCCGCAGAUCAAUGAUGCGCCUGUUACGCACAUAAGUGAUAUAGAACCAUUGGUUUAUGAAUCAUCCGAGACUAUCAAGUUUCUUGUAGCUCGGCCGGCUCAAGAGGUUUGUACAUCAUCGAAACAUUGCUUUAACCCUUUAAGCCCUUAGAGUGAUCAGCAUCAAAUUUCUCCUUGUAACAUCAAUGCCUUGUAAAACAGAGUGGUCAUGAGAAUUAUGGAUAUGAUCUCUCAAGAUGAAUUUGCUUGAUAUUUUAGAAACUUCUCCCCAAUACUUCUGUAGCAAAUCAAUAAGGGCAACAAAUGAGAAUUCAAAUUUUGAUCUUAGGGUUAAUUAUUACUGUUACUGUGUCACCUGUGAAAAUAGAUUUUCCAUAUGAGGUAGUCGGGGCUGUUCCUACUAAAAGUGAGUCUAAAGGAAUAAAAAGCUUUCGUGGGAUAAGAUAAGACAGGAUAUUCAAUUUAACUUAAGUGCACAGGUUAACCAAUCAAUAUGGCAUGGUAUCCUGUGGCUUUCGCCUCUGCUUUGGCUUGCGUUGAUGCCUCAUUCCUGUCGCUCUCGUCAUUUGAUACAUGGUAACAGAUGAAUUAGCUAAGCGGACUAUGUUAAGUAGGAACAUUUUUAUUUGAAUUCCUUUGGCAAACUUUAAGUGAGAUUAAGGAUUCCUGGUGCGCCUACUUCGAGAUUUAGUUUGCAUUGAAAGAGUUUAAAACUGUCGAUGAGAGGAACAGAGACAAGUUAUGAGAGUGUUUUUUUUUUAAUUUUGGUCUGAUAAAUGAUUAUGACAUUCGGUGGAAAUAUUAUAAAAUCACGGAAAAAGGCACAAAAUGUUUUGUAUUUUGUUUGUCCGCACUUAGUUAACGGAAGCAAUACUUUUUUCUCUCCUCGUAAUAACAGCGUGGCCAGUAGUUACAUUUUCUUUGUAAACUCCGUCUUAUAACAGAGGGGAAUGUUCAUAAUCUGUGUAAAAGAAAUUUCUGCACGCAAUAUUAUUGAGGAUUGCGUGUUUGUAUGUAUUUUCAAAACACAAAUCUGUACCUUUAUCAAUAAAACCCAUUCUAAUACGGCAAGGUGUAGAGCUCAAGUUGCUUUCUAAUAGCGAUCAUUUUGUCGACUUAAAUUGUUUUUCUUAAGCAGCGUCACGGAAUUGUUGUUUGUCAGCCCUGUAAGAGGACGUGAUUAAUUUUUUUUUUAUUUGUAAGAGGUUUCCAACCUUGCCCGCAAAUGUGAAAUUUUAUAUCGCAGAAUUAUAGAACUGGUCAAUGGCUGUUCGUAGACCUUUAUGUCGUGCACUUGACAUAAUUGGAUUCUAUGUUCUUUCGGUUUUCUCUUUAUACGUAAAAAGCAUUUCACAAUGGAUAUCGUCUUAAUGUUAAUCCACUGUUAAACAUCUAUUUUUAAUCCUUAGCAAAACUACUGAAUGCUACUAUACGAUGAAACAAAAAGUUUUCAAACAAUAUACCGUGUAAACUUCUGAAACUUGCGUUUCUUGCGAAAGUCUAGUUUCAAAUGCCUGGUACUGGUUUAUAUCGCAACACAAGGUCGAAAGUCGAUAGUGUCUUAUUUGAUAAAGAAAAAUCGUAUGUUGAUUGAAAAGAUCAAAAGCGUUGAUUUAAACAGUUUCGGAAGCACGUUUAUUAUACGUCUGGUAUGUAAAAGUAAAAACGUGAAGCAUGAAGGAAGCUGGAAAAAUGGGUCGCGUCGGCGAGAACAAGCGAAGGCAAGCUUAAUUGCGCUUUUGGAGGUCUUUCUGUUACAAGUUUACUUUAAAAAGUCUUUCUUUGUUUUAGGGGGUGUUUUGGCGUCUAGACAAUAUUUUCAUUAGAUACUAUGAAUAGACUUUAAGUAAAUCUUUGUACACUACUUAUGCUCAAAUUUAUCACAAGGCUGUGCCAUAGGGCAAAUGUUUUCAGACUUAAAUGCAAAGAUCUCGAUAACUUUAACUUUUAGAGCAUGCGCAUUCCUUUGGUGUAGUACUGUAUUUAUAUAGAGCCAGACAUGGUGGUUCUUGCUAACUCAGUAUGCGUUCUUAAUUUAAGUUCAAAUAGCUGUUUACUAUACUCUAAAACUACUCUUAAGCGAAGCUGUGAACUUAACGUCCGUUAGUCUUAGUGUUUAACAGUAUCAAGUAGCUUGAUCGUGUUCAACGUAUUUCCUUUUGGGUGAAAAAUUCCAAUAACUGUCUUAUCCUUAAAAAGCUUUGCGGACAAAAAAUUAACUUCUUACUGAAAGCAAAUUAGAUUACAUUUCACAGAGCCGGCAACCUGCCUGCCGAACUCAGACAAAGUUAAUCUCGUUGUAAUUCGCCUUGGUAUUUAAUGCGAAAAUGGUAUAAAAAAUAAUUAGCCGCAAUUUUUUAAUGCUGAUUAACAGUGUUAAAUCCAAUUAAAAUACCAAAGGUGAAAUCGUUCGUUUAACAACCAUGAUAUCGAUCUUUGUAGUGAAUGGAGGCCUGUAAGGAGAGAACCGAUAGGUCACAUUGUUUUUUGCUCCUUGUGUUUCCAACAUAAUUAAAGGUACUUAUCUGUUCAUAGGUGUUACCCCUGGGGGAAAAUGGGAUUCCUUGAUGUAACCCGCGGGGGAUGAUUUACAUUGGUUGCAUUAAUAUUAUAGAUAGUUAAUUAAGCCAAUUUAUUCUUGUGUCCUCUAGGUGCAAGCCACUCUCAUAGGUAGCGAGGGAAGCCAGGACUGGAAUUUUAUUGACCCCAUAGACGAAGAUUUAGGAAACUUUAGAAUUGGCGUAAUCAAGGAAGAAGAAGAAGACGGAAAAGAUGAGUUAAAUAGAAACUUGACGAACGGGUAUAAGUGUGAGAAAGACAGUGGAGUCGGGAAAACAGACGAGAGUACGAAAAAUGACGAAAGCUCCGAGCAGGACUUCGGAGAGGACGCUCUUAUGCCACAGAACUCUUGUAAAACUCCAGAUGCCGAUGUUACUAAUAGCUUUGCUAUUGGUGAUGCAAAUUCACUGGAACGGAAGAGCAGUUCAGAUUCUUCACCAAGUAGAGAGGAACGAGCGUUUUCUCCCAUACGGUCGGGGGAAAACAAGUCACCUAUCAAAUCGACCCAAGUCGAUAAAGGCUCUUGUCGGAAUAACAAAGAACGUUCUGAAAGCAGCUCAAAACGCCGUAGUAGUGAAUCUUCAAGUAAAAACUGUCUUUCUCCUACGCGAAAUGGCGGCUCGCCACCAAGAAAGGAUAAAGAGAGAGGAAAGGAACGAAAGAAAACGCGGGAUUCUCAUAAGGAUAGAUACGGUGAUGAAUCCCGCGGGGAACGCGAUCGUGAUCGUGAACGAGAGCGUGACCGUGAUCGAGAUCGUAGCCGGCACGCAGAUCACAGGCGAAGUAAUAAGCUCGGCAAUGUAAGCAGGACAAUUCGUGCGUCUUACAUAAGAGCUGUAAAUAAAGACUCUACUCAACACAUAAACUGGAUCGGUGAGUCGGACUGUUUUGGUGGAAGAUCCGAUCAUCAAGACCAUCGCAGCAAAAAGAAGACUAAUUUAAAUGACAAUCAGUCCCUGAACGGGUCUCAACAGAACAUUGAGUGGAAAGUGCGCAUGUCCAAGGAUGGCAGUCAAAUUUUUGUUCGCAAGCGGCCUGCCACCCCCGCUAGACAAGCCAGAAACAAACUUCUCCGCGAACGUGCGCAAAAAAUCACGGACGAACGCAAAGGCUUGACUACGGAUGAUGACACGCACACAGUCUAUCAAGGCCGCUACUGGCCGCGCGAGGAACGGAGACGACAUCUAGAACGGGUGCGGGAAGCGCGCAAAAAGAAAUUUCAAAAACUCCAACAAAUUAAGGAGGCUGAAAGCCCGCACACGGGCAGCGGUUCUGAGAGUGGCAAAGGACGUAGGGAUUUAAUAGUGGAAAUGAGCCACAGAAGAAUGAACAGGAAUAAGCAACAACAUUUUGAUGACUUUACGACUGUUCGGGAGUAUCUAACCCAGCGUAACCCGGACGGGUCUCCGGUUGGUCCGAUACACGUAACUACCGUUUAAUACUGACCUUAAAAUAAGGCAUUUUGAUGGUUAAACGAGCGAAAAUAAUAUUCUUAUAGUUAAUUUACCCUUCACAAGGGCUGGAGUUGUCGUUAUUGUUAGUAGAUUUACUUUAUCUUUUGCGCGUUGUGUAUACUAAAGUUAAAGUUAUGGAAUACCUUGUGGUAAUUGUUUUUUAACAAUACCAUCUGUGACUUAUGUUAAAAAAAAAAAUUCUCGCGCAAACAAAAGUUUUUACAAACCUUCUUACAACUGUCAUUGGUGUUCCAGUUAGCCCUAAAUAAAUCGAUAAAAUAUAUUUAUCCGUCGAGGCAAAUAUUUGGAUAGAAGCGUUACGCAAUCCUUUUCGCGGCGUCGCGUGACACGAGGUUAGAGACUGAAGACGCAACGUUAUUUGUUGCCACACGAUUUCUUGUUCAUUGUCGGAAGCUUGUAAUUUAUUGCCACCCAGUUGUAUCUAUGUAAAAAAUAGUAAAAGAUGUAGUAUUAUGUGAAACAAACAAAUUUAACUAUUGUCAGAUUUAGUAGAAUUGAGGCUUUUUCCAUUUCUCCAAGUGGGAAGCGAAAAGGAUGUCAAAAUGGGUGUUCUUAAAGCUUUCUGGUUUCAGUUCUCCUUUGGGCAAGUGGAUCUUUAAAGAAGAAUUGAACACAGUUCCCUUUCAUCAAAAGAUCGAAUACACUCGACGUGAAUACUACUUUUCUCUUUUUUAACCGAAAUAUGCAGUAGCACUCGAUGGGAAAAGUUGACCCUUAUCUCCAAAAAGUGCAAAAAAUCAAUUUAAGGAAAAAAAACCCAGAUUUCAUGUCACAGCUGAAUUAAUGAAAAAAUGGCACCAUGUGAAGUUACGAAGAGUCUUCAUCCAAAUGGUCGCAUCAAGAGACAUCGUCCUACAAAUUGAAAAGUUUUAUUCGGCUUCAGUAUAUAUACCCUAUUUAGUCUUUUUGAUGUACAAAGACUAUAGUGUUAUUGGUUAAUGGGUAGAGCUAGUUGUGUUCUUUGCGACGUAACCCGGGACUGGGGCUAUAGACUUUGUAUUUAGUGCCCUAACCCAAACGUUAACUUCGCGUUACAACCACAUUUUGUCCAUUUCACGAUAAUUUUUAGUAUUUUAGUGUAUGAAAUUUGGGAUUCUUUUUGUCUUUUGCCCUUUCCUGGAAAUUAUUUAAAAACGCGUUAUUACGCAUUCUUUCUUUCUUUGUUGCUUCUGAAAGUUUCAUUGAAUUUAAACAUCGCCAGAUUAAGCUAUUAUGAUACAAAUGAACAGAGUUGUUGUUACUUUCACUUCAGCUAGUUCCUUGUAAAAAAUGUAGCUUGUUGGUGAAAGUACGCUAUCGUAGCACAGAAACUCGAUUUUCUUGGUGUUCUUUGUCGAGCAAAGAUUUAAAUAAUUUAUGUUAUUGCGAAUUUGUAAAUAAAAUUUAUUGAACAAGAGCACUGAACGCUUCACUUCUUGGUCAGUGUCUAGUACUGUUUGCCUUCAGUUAAGUAACUUUUUACCUUGGGCG
This is a messenger RNA of Porites evermanni, 19255 nucleotides long. The record is from the annotation of a GenBank genome assembly. Lineage: Eukaryota; Metazoa; Cnidaria; Anthozoa; Scleractinia; Poritidae.